AUGGCUGUUGGUGAUAAUGUAUUAUGCCAAUGUAAACGGAAAAUGAUAAGAAAGACUAAAAAAGAAAGCAAAAAAUUUCGCCGAGUUGCAUAUAAUUCUCAUAGAAGGGUUGAUGAUAUCAUUAUGGAAGAGAAAAAUCCCAUGAGUGGCCAGAAAAAUGACGUUGUUGAAAUGGUACAAACCAAGAAAAAGAAUGUCAAAAGACGUAGAAAGAAAAGUAUGAAACGACAGCGAGAAGAACUUAUAAGAGGCAUUGAUGAAGAUGACAUGGAAAUUCAUCGCUAUGAACGAAUCCUCGGUUAUAAUAAACGGAAAAGCAAAAACAUGCCGAAAGUAUUCCGCACCGAAGGAUUGGAUUAUCUUCUCGAAAUAUGUGAUUCAAAGCCACUACAAUAUAGCAAUAUUGACGGAGACAAUUGUCCUAAUAUGUAUAAUAGUGGAAUGUUAAGUGAUGAAGAGAGCAAAGACAGCAGUGGAAGUAUGCAUGAAAAUAGUGCUUUAACGUGCACUCCGAAAAGAGAUUUGCCAGCAUCUACAGAAAUUCAGAAGAAUAGUGUUACUGAAAUCGAUGAGAACAAAGAGGAUGAAAAAAAUGCUGGCACGAGUUCGGAAGAAGAUAUUUAUGGUCGUCUCAUUAAUAAGAAAACAGGGCAAUUUUUAUCUUCAAAAUCAUGUGCUAAAGAGAAGCUCAAUGAACUGGAACAGAAAGCUGGGCUUUUAGAGACAGAAGAACAUGUAAAAUUAAAAAAGUCUUUGCGAGGUCUGAUCAACCGACUGAAUGAACAUACAUUGGUGGGUGCUGUAAAAGUGUUCUCCGAUAUAUUUGCUCGCAAAGGACAUAAUGAAGUAAAGCAGUUGCUUUUUUUUGAAAUUACAAAUAGUGUUGAUGUGGGUUAUCGCUUGCCGGAUCGUCUCAUCAUUGAAUAUGCAGUAUUUAUUGCUCUUAUUCAUACAACAGUUUCUGUAGAAGUUUCAGCAUAUUUUGUCGAGAAUUACAUUGUGAAACUUUUGGAAACAGUUGCUGCAUUGCCAGAGGGUAAAUCUCUUGAAAACCUCACCGUUUUGCUUGCUGAGCUGUAUAAUUUUAAGGUCAUCAAAGUUAUCAUGAUUACUGAAAUUAUGCAGUACUUGCGAGAACAGAUCAAUGACAAAUGUUUUACCUGUUUCAAAGCUCUUUUAAGUUAUUGUGGUAAUACUAUGAGGAGCAGAGAUAUGGAUGCUUUGCAAAAGUGCAUAACAGAAACACAGUCAUUCUUCUUGCAUCUUCCAGAAACAUCUCUAAGAACAUGCCAAUUGCGCUAUAUUGUGGAUGAAAUCAACGCAAUAAAGAAUACGAAUGUUCGUAAAUUUACGGAUAUAGUAGAUUCUGCAAUGCAUUCUCAUUACGUGAAUAUUUUCCGCGGAUUAACAAGAAAAUUGGACAAGGAAAAAGAGUUGCCAAUGAGUGUAGAUGACAUAAUGCACAUAGACGAACGUGGACGUUGGUGGCUUGUUGGUUCAGCCUGGUUUCCAACUGCUUCAGUGCCGGUAAACAAAACUGAUGAGAAAUUCAUUGGACAAACUUUAAAAUUCAGUGCAUCUUUACUGCAACUUGCGAAAAGAGCCAAAAUGAAUACAGCGAUUAGGCGUGACAUUUUUUGCACUAUCAUGUCUUCAACGAAUGAAAUGGAUGCAUUUGAGAAACUGCUGAGACUUUCUUUCAAGGGACAGCAGGAAAGGGAAAUAGUGCACAUCUGUGUUCAUUGCGCGUUACUAGAGACUACUUAUAAUGCAUUUUAUGCUGCUAUUAUCGAUCGUCUGUGCUGUUAUCACAAACGUUUCAAGCUUACUACACAGUACGCAUUGUGGGAUCGGAUCAAAGUUUUAUCACAGAUAAGUGAAUUGCAGCGUGAAAAUUUAGCAUUGCUUAUCAUUGAUCUAAUGAUUAAACGAUCAAUUGGGAUUACCUUACUAAAGAUAAUCGAAUUUGGUGUCAUUGAUAAAAUAACAACUCAGUUCGUGCGAGGCAUUUUAUCGACUGUGCUGGUUCGAAGUACGCAUCAGGCCUUAUUGGAGAUGUUCCAGCAUGUAGUCAAUUCACCACAACACAAGUUUUUUGCAGAUGGCCUUCAAGUGUUUAUUCAUAUGGCUUUAAAAAAACCUCAGAAAAAUAUUGAUAACAAAUUGCUUAUGUCAAAAAUUGAGUUUAUUGAGAGUAUUUGGGAUAGUAAUCCUCUUUGA
Molecule: messenger RNA, 2220 nt
Organism: Brugia malayi
Lineage: Eukaryota; Metazoa; Nematoda; Chromadorea; Rhabditida; Onchocercidae
Exons: 14
Coding region: 1-2220 (739 amino acids)
Biological process (GO): ribosomal small subunit biogenesis
Cellular component (GO): nucleolus
Molecular function (GO): RNA binding
Source: RefSeq, a predicted model, not a curated record